GUGCGGACGUCGUCAUCCUCCAGUUCCAGAUCGACGACAGAGCUAUCAGAGAGGAACACCAAAAGCAUCAUUGCCCAACGAGUUGCUCCAGUCACGUCAACUACAACUACUCUACCGAUUGAUCGACUGGUAGACGACGAUUCCGCAAUCGCGCGCAGUCAUUUUCACAACCCGGGGCGACCGAUACCACCGACGGACGACAGAUAGGCAUCUCAGCUCAGCUCUGAUAACCACCACCACCACCACCACCACCACCACCACCACCACAACUCCGACUGCCGACACCGAAUCGCGAUCGCAUCGUCACCUAGUUAAAUCUACCCUGGGCUUGCGACACUACCGUAGAAGCCAGCGCAUAAGAGAAAGAAGAAAGACAUACAAGAAACAACAACACGACACAAACAAAUGACCAUGUCGGAAGAACGCCUCUUUAGAUUCUCCAGGCCUGAAUGGCUUAACAGCGCGUGGGUGAGGAACGCGGGGGUUUAUGCUGCUGGUGCUUUUUUCUCCCUAGCCUUCUACACCCUCCUCGACUCGGCCGUCUGGUCCCACUCCCCCCUCAACGCCUCGGACGUGCACAUCCACUUUGUCGACUGGCUGCCCUUCAUCUUCAGCACGCUCGGCAUGCUCAUCAUCAACAGCGUCGAGAAGGCGCGACUUUCUUCCGAGAGCUUCUCCUACAGCGGCAGCGGUGUGGCGUGGAAGGCGCGCGUGGUGCUGUUUUUGGGCUUUGCGUGUCUGGCGGGUGGUAUGGCCGGUGGUGUCACGGUGUUCGUGCUCAAGUACGUGGUGAAGGAUGUUGGGUUUCCGGCUUUGAGAAUGGGGGUGGAGAACUUGGUUGCUAAUGGGUUGGUUGGGUUGAGCGCUGUCGUCCUCUGGAUCUCCCAAAACAUGGAAGACGAAUACUCUUACAACCUCGCGCUGUAAGUCGCCGGGUCCGGUUCGGUUCGGUUCGGUUCGGUUGUGUUGCGCUUCAAAGGAGUAUGGCUAUGAUCGAUUUCUCGUCUCGAAGAUCCUCGCCCGCACACACACACAUAUAUACACACCACAGUAAGGGCACAAAAAAAAAAAAAAGAAAAAAAAAACCAAAACCAAAACCCGCCUUACCUACUGCUACCAAACACGCACUAGAUCUACGACACCAAGUCUCCCCCCUCACAGCAAACAGGUCUGACGAAGUACCUUCCAGUCCGGCGCAGGGGUGAAGAGAGGGGACUUGGGGGUUGGAGGAGGAGUAGAAGGAAGGUAGGGUAAGGUUGGCUACGGACUAGAGAAAAUAGGUCUUUAUGCCGGGCACCGAAUCAGGAAACCGCAUGUAAGGACUCGGUUUUCCUCGUCAUUGUUAUGAACUGGAUGAGUUGGGAUGAAGUGGAACGAACAGGACAUGUAUACUUUUAUUGAUAUGGAAGGACCAUGAAAACUUGCGCCCAGGGAGACGGAUGGUUGAGUUGGAGGGAUCACUUGGGUAGCUAUUGAUUCUGCGUUGGGAUCACGCUAGGGCUAAGUUAUGUACCGUUAUUGAACGGAAUCAAAGAGGAAAACAACCCAAAAAAAAGUUAUGGCGAAGCUGUAGAAUCUCAAGAACAACAGCUCCUGGUUUCUAGUUUCAGAUGUUUAGCAUCAUUUACUCUCACCUGUUUUCCAUGCAUCAUCGAUGGCCAAAUGGCACGAAGACGCAAGCAGAUCUUUUGAACUAAGC
Neurospora crassa OR74A is the source of this 1699-nucleotide messenger RNA. RefSeq names its product UPF0220 domain-containing protein. Gene Ontology annotation, cellular component: fungal-type vacuole membrane; Vps55/Vps68 complex. The record is from RefSeq and is a predicted model, not a curated record. NCBI's taxonomy places the organism in Eukaryota, Fungi, Ascomycota, Sordariomycetes, Sordariales, Sordariaceae. The transcript has 3 exons. Gene Ontology annotation, biological process: late endosome to vacuole transport via multivesicular body sorting pathway; protein targeting to vacuole. The coding region runs from base 406 to 927 and encodes 173 amino acids.